AUGUCCUCCCAGGCAUCCCUUUCAACCUCUGAGUUCCAGGACGGCUUGUUGUAUUCAAUAGCGUACUGGGUCACUGAAUCCAUUAUUGCAUGGAAUGUAGAUGUUGGAAAUGAUUGCUGCUAUUUACUUGCUAGUCAGGAUGUGAAAGUUAAGCUUGAAGAAGAUAAUUACGGCUUCCAGCAAAGGGAUUACCGAGCUUUCAGAUUGCCUCCUGGUUUGGACUUCAGACCUCUGCUCAAGUGCCAUUUAGCAGUUGCGACUUUCUGUUCUAAGCAUAUUUUGCAGCUGUUUCUUUAUUAUUCAUUUUUGAAUAAUGCUCUUUUGAAAGAUAUUGAAAGAUAUAAGGUUAACGCUCUGUUGAAAUAUGUAAGGUCUUCUUUUAUCACAACUGAUGGAAAAUGCUGUAAAGUUACUGGUCUGCAGUUGCCUGGUGUGUUGGAUGAAUUGUUCUCGUAUAGUGGCCCCCUCGGUGCACUUUGCUUGAGCUGUUCACUUUUCCUUUGGGUGCGUAGUGCUCAAGAAGUAUGGGCUUGCAUUUAUAUAGAUGGUUCAGCAGAUAAUCCCCAAGAAAAUAUCUGGCUUGAGGAGUAUAAUGGUGCUUGGAGUACUAAAGGACCAGAAGGUUGGGAAAGCUGCUAUUAUGUAUAUGAAUUAUCGGUCUACCAUCCUAGCCCCCAGAAAAUUCAAAAAUGCUAUGCAAAUGAUCCAUAUGCUAGAGGGCUCUCGUCAGAUGCACAGCAGACAUUGUUUGUAAAUCGUGGUUCUGAUACUUUAAAGCCUGAAGGAUGGUAUAAAUUGUCGGAUAAGAAAACCGCUUUAGAUUCUUUCUCGGACAUAAGUAUAUAUGAGUUGCAAAUAAGGGAUUUCAGUGCCCAUCACCACACUGUGGAGCCCAAAUCUCGUGGUGGUUAUCUGACCUUCACUUUGCAAGAAUUUGCAGAUAGUAAGACACUUAAAAAGUUUCCUUCAGAUUCUCCCCAACAAGCUCUAAUUACAGCUAUACGAAAUGAUGACGGGUUCAAUCCUGUUUUCCGGGGUGUCCCUAAAGGAAGCUAUGCAAGUAACCCAAAUGGUUCCUGCUGUAUAAUCGAGUGUAGAAAGAUGGUCCAGAUUGUUCCAGGCUACUAUUUGAGAAGAAACACUGAUGGUUUUAUUGAGAAUAGCACAUGCAUGAAUAACACUGCCAGUGAGCAUUUUAUGGUUGAGCGUUUAAUUAUUGAUGACCUUUUGUACUGGACAGUUGACUGUAAGGUUGGCGGUUUCAGUUCUGAUCUUGUGGGUCACAUAAUGAAAAGAGCGAUGUUAAGAAACUCUGACCAAUUUAGCUUCGUUUGAUCAUAAACACAAGACGGCUAAGCAACUGAUAAUAAUAUUGGUCUGUAGAUGAGAGCAAAAGAUGUGCUCAGCAGCCUAACAAUGGUUCAAGUGUCUACAUAUAUGGUGAAGUUGCAAAGAAUGGACGCGAGGUGAAUGCAUCAUAGUUCAGUCUUCCUGGGACUGGAAUUGGGAGGGAAUACUGUUUUCCAUUCCGGUGAUGAGAUGCCAAGCUCAAAAUCACUUGAUCGUGAUUCAUAAAACUCUGAUGAUUGGUUCAACAGCUUGAUCUUACUUACCAUUCCAACAAUUGGGGAUUUGGACUUCCUCCAGAAGAGUGGAAUGAGAAGAACUGGCCGCUGUAACUGCUUUCCUGUAUUUUCAUAGUCAUUAUUUGAAGCUCUUUCGAAUCUUUGUUUUAAUUUUUCUCUUAUUGGAAAUUGCUAGUCAGAUGGUAUAUCAUGUUGAUUGAUUAUCUUGGGCUUUACUUCGUUAGAAUUCAACCUAAAUUGGCUGAUCCAUCAUUCACGCCUCAAAAAAGUCACAUCCUUGCCGCUGUGGAAAAUUUCUCAGACUUGUUGCCCACCGGGUACUCUUCACCUCUUUUCCUCUUGAAGACAGCAAAUGCCAUCCAGGUGAGGCAAAUAAUUUAAUUUUUAAGAUUUUCAAUACCAAUGUUUUUUGAAGUGAUAACAGUGUUUACAUAAUUAUUUUACCAUCUUCAAAAUUGAGUUCAACAAGGAAAUGGGUAUGUUCAUAAGUGAUAAGAAAAAACUUCAUUGUUACAAUUUGCAAGCUUGUUUAUAUUUAUUCUCAAUGUAGUACACUCAUGGUCUAUAAUAUUUUGGACUACUCAAAGAAGAGAGCUUGAUGCCAGUGUUCGUAUACAGGGAAAGCUUUGUUUUCAGUCAUUAAAUUGUUAAUUUGGCUGGAAUAUUGUUUUUAGCCGUUAGUCCUGCAAAUAAGAGUGCAGGAGUUAAGAAUGUGUUCCAAAUCUAGUAAUAGCUAUUUCAGUAUACAGUUUGAGGAGCUAUGUCAUGUUAAGUCGGAAUUAGAUGUUCUGUUUACUGGUAGAAAAGGAGUAGGGGGAAACCUUUAAUUCCUUGUCAUUAAAAUGCUGAAGUUGUGUGUCCAAGCAUGUUGAAAUUCUGAAACAUAAUGAAGGAUUAGGGGGAAACCUUUAAUUCCUUGUCAUUAAAAUGCUGAAGUGGUGUGUCCAAGCAUGUUGAGAUUCUGAAACAUAAUGCUUGUUCUGCUUUGGUGCUGAAAUGCCCUACAUUACAUAUUUUUAUUAGUCACCCUAGCUUGUUUGUUCGAAUUAUCAUGGGCAUUUGUAAUUUUACCGUAAGAUUGCUAAUUCAUUGGCAUUGCUAAAUUACCAUCUAACUUAAAGCAUAAACUAGUAGAAAUUAAGGGUUAAAUUACCACAAGAAUAAUCUCGUGUUAGUGCUGAAACCCUUGCUUCUCCCACUCUGCGCAUUCUUAUUUAUGUUUCUUUCCAUUUUUGCUUUUUAACGUUUUUUCUUUUUCUUCUCUUUCAAGAAACCUUUUUGGACAACUCUACAUUUUUUUAUAUUUUAUUAUUGUUCUUGAUUCUCUUUUUUCCUCCUUUGAUGUUUAUUUAAAUUUACUACUAUGCUUAAAAUAUGGUCUAAUUUAUUUCUAGUUUCAUUCAACGUUGGAAUGACAAUUGAGAAAUCAUUUUAAAAAUAGAAGAGAUUAGGGUUUACCUCCAUAGGCAGGGACAUGAUAUAUCUCUUGGUGUUAGAACGGGUACAUUUUCUCAAUGCUGGUUCUUUGUUGGUCCCUGGUGUGGUCAUGAUGGUGUGCCCGGGUUAUCCGAACUGGAUCCAAUGUGAGUAAAACUAAAUUCUACGCUUUUGUUUGGUGCUGAUACAGUACAAACAGUAGUAUUGUUAACCCUGUCCGUCACAGAUGUUCAUACAUUGUUGUGAUCUUUAAUUCAUGUCCAAGUGAGAUUUCUGUUUUGAGUCCUGCAUUGAGGGCUAGAACUUUCCUACUGCAUCCUAUACAGGUAAAUCACUUUUUCGGUUUCUGAAGUAAAAUUGUCUGUGUUGGGAGUCUGCUUUCGGGAGGGAGUGUGACUUGAAAUAUAAUUGUAGUAUGAACUUUUAGUUUACACAAUUGUGGUUUUCAAUUCUUGUUGUCAAAACAUAAACUUGUUUUAUGAACAUAUUAUGCAUCCGACAUACAUAAACACACAAGUAGAGCAUAAAUCUAUUUUGUUUUUGGAAACAGAGACAUAUAUAUAUGUAUAUAUGCAUGUAGGCAUUCCAAAAAUAUUACAUUCCUAGUCUUUGAUAUCAUAUAAAUCUAAACAUAAAUAAAAAGCACCAUGCAACCAUAAAAUAAAUUAUGGAUGUCAUUAUGAAAUCAAUAUAAAUCUUAUAUAAAAGUUUCUAUCAAAUUCCUAGAUAACAUGCUGAUCUGGAAAACUUUCCUAAGACAUCUAAUCUUUUGAAUGCUGCUAAAAUAUUUGUCUGCCUGAAUUAAUCUUUUGCACACGGCUGAGUACCAAUGACUCUUAUGAUGUGAGAUUUGGUACAGUUGAUGUCAACUGAUCACGUAGUCAAGAGUUCUACAUGUGAAACUUCCAUGGGAUGUUUCAAUGUACCUGCAAGGACAACAUCUAUGUUUGUCUAGCUUCGGAAAAUUUGAGUGGGUUGGUGCCUCCCGUGGUUGGCUGUAAAUAUGAUAUUUAAUGAAUGAAUGCCAUUGUCGCUUGUUGCACAGUAAGUUCCUAGCAAGAGAUACUAUGGUUGACACCUCGAUAUGAUUGUAAAGCCAUAACUCGAUUUUGUUAGUACAAAUGUGAAAUAAUUUCACCAAAACGUGGUUGCAUUUGUUGUCUUGAUGGAACAAAAAAAAAGUGUCAAUUUCGUACAAAUGUGUAAUUGUUACUUAUAACUGUUGAAAUACUAUUUAUGCCAAAAUUUUAAGCUGAUGAAAGGUAAGUUUUCAUUUGAUUUAUA
Messenger RNA from Ziziphus jujuba (common jujube), 4307 nucleotides. RefSeq names its product pullulanase 1, chloroplastic-like. The record is from RefSeq and is a predicted model, not a curated record. The transcript is spliced from 15 exons. NCBI's taxonomy places the organism in Eukaryota, Viridiplantae, Streptophyta, Magnoliopsida, Rosales, Rhamnaceae. The coding region runs from base 1 to 1335 and encodes 444 amino acids.